Molecule: messenger RNA, 918 nt
Organism: Paramecium pentaurelia
Lineage: Eukaryota; Ciliophora; Oligohymenophorea; Peniculida; Parameciidae
Source: the annotation of a GenBank genome assembly
GGUUAGCAAUAAUAAGUGAAUUAGUAGUUUUUUGAAACAUCAGGCGGAAAUACUUAAAAAAUAACUCAAUCUCAAAGUUUUUAACAUAAUAUUUUGUUUAGCUCAAGAUCAAUCUGAUAAUUUUUAAUUAAGAGCAUCAUUUUUUCAAAAAAUGUAUGUUUGUUUGUGUAACAAUCGAGUUUGCUAUAUAUUUGGUAAUAAUUUCUUUAGGAUUUCACACAAAUAUGGGAACUUGGCUAAUAACUUUGCAAGAGACAUGCAUUAUGUUGAUAGAUUAUUGCACCUAUAGUUUAGCACCAACAGUGUUGUUUAAUAUUUCUUUAAUUGUUUCAUUAUUAUUAUAAUUCACACUCUACUUUAGCAACUGUGCAAGAGAAGUAAAAAUAAGAAAUCUAAACAUAGGCUCCUCUAAAAUAAAUAGUGAUAAUUUUGUAUUAAGUUUCAUUUGGACUUAUAAUUACAACAAUAAGCAUUUUUAUGGCAAUAAGUUUUUUAGAAGGUCCUGUAUGGAUGAUUUGGGGAAAACUCUUCUGAUAAUAUUAAUGUUUACAAUUUUUGGGUGUGUAAAAUAAAGCGAAAUUACUUGGAAAAGUAUAUAUCAAUCUAUAUUUAUAAUUGGUGCUAUAAUCAUUGUUGGUACAACAAUACCAAUAAUGAUAAUUUUGAUAUUGAUUGAUACUUCUGUUGUAUGGUAGAAGAUCGUAGGUGCAGUAAUUGUUAUAACCUAUGGAUUCUACUUGAUUUUAGAUACAAAAUUUAUGAUGAACAAAGGAGUACAAAUUAUUAAAUUUAAUUAAGAGAAUAAAUUUAGAAAAUGAGUUUUGGAGAGGAUCCUUGUUGCUUUCUGGUCUUAUGUUCUAACCAUUAGUGAGAAUAAUCGAAUAUUUAUUUGACAUAUUUAAAAACAGAAAUCGAUGA